AUGUCGACAUUCCCAAUACUCAACGAUUUACCCGCAUUACGGACGUUUUUAAAGGCUCAAAGCACUGAUGACAUUUGCUACAAGAUCAUGUCAAGUCUCAUGCUGAAACUACGUCAUUUACCGGCUUUUAACGAUGAAAACAAGACAGAAUCAGUACUUUUAGACGACAUUCACGACUUUCUCGAUACAAUUCUAUUGGCUCAUGCAAACAAUGUACUGAUUCAAGAGAAUGUCAACCACAUGGCUACAAAUCAACAGAAUGAUGGUCUUUUGUGUCCCGUGACACGAAAUGCCUUUUUUGCUCAUUUCAAGCCCCAGAGCAGCGCUCAAGUGCUUUGUGGCUAUUUAUUUCAACGAAAUGACAUUGUUUUCAACUGCAAAACGUGUCAAUCAGAUGAGACGUGUGUCUUGUGCUUGAAAUGCUUUCAAAAUGGCAAUCAUGAAGGUCAUGAUGUCUUUUUUCAUCGGACAAGUCCUGGUGGAGUCUGUGACUGUGGAGACAGUGAAGCUUGGAAACCAGAAGGUUUUUGUGUCGAUCAUGGACAGAGAGAAGGAGAUGCAGCUACAGCAAUGAACAGUGAAAGUGCAGGAUUGUUACCUACAGAGAUUGUACAAGUAGCAGACACAUUAUUUACAGCUAUUGUCGAUUUUUGUGUCGAAAUGGCCAAGAAAUCCAUGCAGGUUUUUGAUGCAGAAUGUGUGGAUGCACAAGGACGCCAGACGCUCCAUGAGUUACGAUUAGAACGUAAUUAUAGUUUGGAGGAUGCACAGGUGGUGGAACGACAAUUCCAUGUGAGAAUCUGCAAUGACGACGUGCAUUCAGACGAAGACUUAAUUCGAUCUUUAUCACAGAAAAGAAUUUCUAAAGCGGAAGAUCUUGUGCGCGCGAUUGACUCGAAUGGAUCGGAGAUUGUAGCUCGGAAUUUGACGCUGCGUGAUGCGCUGAUGCUCAUGCAGGCACUUAAAAGUGAAGGUUGGCACGUGUGUGUGGUGCAAGACAGGUUUAUUCACGACGAAGAUGUGUUGUUGCGAGUUACGCAAUGGGUGAAAACGAUCUGCUCACUUUCCAAGCAGCUGCAUGUGCUGUUCUGUGACAAGUUGUUUGCGACAAACGGCACAAGUAAAGUGCCGAUUCAGAUCAUGUUCCUUUCCGACCCGUACUUUCGCAAGGAUAUUGUCUUGGAGUUGUACGAGUUGUAUCUGAAGCUGCAGGGAGACAAAGGUCCAAAGCUGCAGUUUUCGAUUGUUUUUCUGAAAGUGUAUAACCGUAUGAUGGUCAAAUAUUUUUGUGGUGUCGGUACGCGCAAAGAAUCACUUUUUCAGUACGGCGUGCAGAUUUUGACAACGCCCUCUAUCGUGCAUCACUUGGCAAGCAUGGGUUUAUUGGAUAUGCUUUUGGAUACUAUUAACACGGCCCUUGAGAUGGCACGUGCCCCGACAUUACCGCCGCAUCAGCACCAGGGUCUUUGUCACACGCUUGACUGCGAUCACCCACUACUCAAAUUCAAACGGUAUCACUUUGUGAUUGAAAAUUUUGGUUACGUAUUGGGCAUCCCGGCGAUUUCAAGCACCUUACUUCUUCGCUCUGAUUUGUUAGAAAAGUGGCUCAAUGCUCUUGCACAAAUUCAGGGCCUGGAUCCUCAAGUGCGGAUACAGGAUGGCCGUGCCCACGUGACGUACGAAACCCAAUCGUGGCUCACGGCUUUUGCUUUUCACGCCAACGUAAGUAAAAUCCUUACGUUCAUUUCGAAAGGCCUUCGCUAUCACGAAGCUGCAGAUACGGAAACGCUCAACCAAGAUCGCGAACACAUGGUAUUUAAUAUGUUGGAAGGGUUCUGGGGCCAGCUAGAUGGGACCGGUAUGGGUAUAACUCAGUUGCAACUGUACGUACCGCCUUGUGGCAAGCUAAUGGGAUCACCAUAUUCCGAGAAAAUCGUCAAAUAUGAUGUGUUGACACAACCAGUGUCUUUCCACAACCCACUUCACGGUCUGUUGAGCAGCUUUUUAAUCGAGAGUCUCUACCAUGGUCCGCCCCCAUCUCCUGGAAAUGCGGUUCCAUGGGUCACAAACUGGGGCACACUACUGGAACGCUCUAUGUCUAAGGUGCUGCGAACAGAGGAAGAAGAGCAAGAGGAUGCUGCUGAAGACAAGAAAACAAUGCUGAUAUAUGGAAUGCUGGAGUAUCCGCUGCGCUCUCUGGUGCUCUGUGCACAUAUCAGCUGUGGGCUCUGGAUCCGCAAUGGACAGAACAUGCAACGCCAAAUGCUUAACUACACCAGCCCACCGUGGUGCAGUGAGUUGCGAGAUUUAGACCUCUUUCUUGUACAAGUGAGCGCGACUAUCGUGGGCUUUCCCAAGUUUCUGACGAUUUUUUUCGAUCGUUUUGGCCUGUCUGAAUGGCUUCUCGUGUGGGCUAAUGUACGCACUGCUAAUAAUGAGAGUUCCGGUAUUUCCGCUCGUGGGACACCCUCGAGUGGUUCGGAAGACGAAAAGCAUGUUUGUGUUUUGGAGGCUGCUCUAUUGCAGCUUAUCUGGAUUUGUACCGAGCUCACGCCUCCGUUGGAUGCAAUCGAAGAACGAGACACGGUGCUUCGUCGCGAGAUUAUUCAUCGACUAAGCCAACACCCUUGCCGAUUAUCAGAAUUGCUCGACCAAACCACGUUUGUUGUUUCGACACCGUUUGGUGGAAUUUCAACUCGCCAAGAAAAGCAGCACCUAACUCGAUUAGAGCGGAUUUUGGAUGAAGUGGCUGACGAGCAGGUUAAACGUUCUGUCAUGGUGGCUCCUCUUGGUGAUGGAGGCUGCGACGAAGAUAGCGUGGGAGACGGAGCAAUGGAACCUACCAAGUACAUUCUGAAGAAGACGUAUUAUAAGGAAUAUGAUCCAUCCUUCUAUCACUUAAGUCGUUCUUGCCACGAGAAAGCACAAUUUGCGCGACAGGAGGCUUUGUUCAAGACGUGGAAAGUUGAGGAUCCACCGAUUCCGUUGGUAGCCCAAGUUCCACCCCCUCAUUUGUCAUUAGGCACGGUACGAUUCCUUGUGCUGGAAAAGGGGCUGCUAGGCGUUUUGCGACUCAUUCUAGAGGACGCACAUUGUCAUGCUAUUGGCCACUGUGAAGGCAUGAGUUGUACCCCUGACGUCAAGAGAACCAAUGUUAUGGUGGUGUUGCGUGCCAUUCAUCUGAUUAAUUUGGUAGUGCUUGUACUGAAACGGAAGGCUAGCAGUGCCGCUCUACCGCAGCAAAAUGAAGCUGUUUUAUCUGACAGUAAGAGGCGGCAGGCGCUAGCAUUUUUGUGCAGCGGCCCAGAUACAUUUGAAGAAGCCGAUAAUACUUCACGUGGCAAAAAGCGUGUAAAGCGGCAGUCGAUAUCACGAAAUGAUGGAGAUGUCGAAAUGAAUAGUGAUAGCGAUCAAAGCGACCUGGGCGAGGUAAAGGAUCUGAGCAUUGUUGCAUUGCUUGUGGCUCUCUCUAAGGAUCUGGUGAAGCACGAUUUUGAGACCUCGAAAUCAACGAUCUCGGCUGUCUAUUGGAUAUUAAAUGAGUUGGCUGCGCUAGACCGCGUCAUAUAUGCCUAUGUUAAGCUCAAGGUUUGGAGCGGAAUGAAAAAGCAUGAAGAACAAGUAACUGAGAAUGGAAUGUCCAAGGCUCAGCUCAAGAAACUUCACCAACAGCGUGCAAUUGCAGCGAUGAUGGCACGCCAGAGGGCGUUUGCGCAGUCAAGCGCUUUCGCUGAUUUGGAUGAUGAGGAUCAGGAUGAUGAUAAAUCAGGGGAAUCUGGAUCGAGUGGGAAGUCUGGUAUUGAUGCGGACGAUCCCAAUCACGAUAUGCCUGGGCAUAAAAUUGUGUAUCGGCCACCAUCACCGCCAGACUGCAUUAUCUGCUCUCAGAAAGAGAGAGAUGAACCAAUCAUGUACAUUGGUCACGCACAAUUGAGUAAGGUCAAUGCGCACGCACAGGAGAAUCUUCCUGGCGACGUGGAGACUGCUUUGAGUGACGAAAACUACCAGUGUGGUGUCAAUAAGUCCACAGCAUCUCCUGCCCUGGUUUUCCCGCCGCAAAUUCAUUUAUCGCUAUGUGGUCAUGCCGUGCACUUGCGCUGUUGGCAGAAGUACUUUGAGUCGGUAAAGGCACAGUCUCGAUUUAAUCACGAACACAGCCAGACAAACAUCGCAUUUGAUGCCAAUUUUGGUGAAUUUCUCUGUCCUCUCUGUCAAGCGCUCAGUUCCAUGCUCGUGCCGUGCCUUCCAGUUUGCUCGCCUAUGACGUUAGCAGAACAGCAGCGUGACCGUGGCGCUAUGGAGCGAGUAUUUCAAUCCAAGCAAGAUACAUCCAUCAUUCUGUCAUGGCUGUCAGAGGGGCUACCAAGUCAAUUAGAGACCCUUGCCCCUGAAGACGAAAGUAUGAGUGACGAUGAAGAUGAAAGGACCCGAAUGCGGCAGCAGGACGACAUUCGUGCUAUGAAUCAAUUCGCUUUAUCGUUUCUGGAAACGAUGCUACGCUUUCAACCGGAAAUGACGCACUUAGCAACUGCAAUGAGUGCUCUUAAGAAAGGUUUCUUUUCAACGGGACCGCAGCUGACACACUUGAUUUGGUCUUCUGUAGCAUCGACAAUAACAAGCACUCAAGUAAGCGGCAUAUCUUCCGCCAUUUACUCGCUCAAAAUGCAUGCAUCUUCGUCAAAGAACGGACACAAGGGGACCAGUUGGCGAUCAAAUUCCGCUACUCGAACUAGUGAUGCAAAAGCUACGUCUUCAUUUUCUUCGUUGCGAAUCACGAACAUCCUGAAUCCAGCUAUGCCAAGUCUGAAAACACGAUUAGCAGUGUCAUUGCCCGAAGCGCUUGACCCGCAGCUAGAUCAGUGUACACCUAAGGAUGACAGCAAGCUAAAUGUCUUGCUUCGCUCGCUGCGCCGCGUGCCGUUGCUAUUCACUAAGCGUCGUCAUGGAUUUUACACAAGCAUGUGCGUUCCUAUCGCGCAGAACCUGCGGCUUGCACUUUCACCGCAACAGUGGUCACAGGUGCUACCACAAGGGCCGCCUCUGCAGUUAGGCUUGCCUAUUUUGUGUCAGGAUUUGUUCUACCUCAGUGUAGCAAUUUGCAGCAGCAUGUUGACGACAAAGGCCGAUAUCUUGCUCACCAUUCGGUCUCUCUGCGUCUUGCACAUGGCCCAAACGCUCAUCCAGAUAGCACAACUGGAAGCUGAAGACGAGGACAACUGCCUUGAAGAAGAACAGAAUGAAGCAGAACAUAGAGUUGCUACCGUAACCAUCGGCUCAUCCCCAGAGCAGCAGAAUGAAAUGCAACGGGGGCUGGAGUCGCUUAUGGUACGUCUUGCACAAGAAGCUGGCGUGAAUUUCGCUGGAAAAGAACAAGGCGAGGAAGGAGGUAAUACAGCAGACCUUCCUCACCGACGCCCCGCUCCACGCGGACGACAGCUCCAGCUUCUUUUCAAGUCAUCGUGCUUGGCAUUUAUGCGGCAGGUGACACUUCUGUGCCGUGCUUUUUUUCGAGGCGAGCAUGACCCUGAUGCAUCGUGGAGCGCCAACUUUGUGAGCUCUCUGCGGCUCAGUACAAAUUACCACGACAUGUGCCAGCAAAUAGGCUUGCCUGGAAUUACUCAAUUGUUGGCGGAUGAGGCACUCGUGGAAUAUCUCGCGCGAGCUGCGCGUGAGCUUCGUAUUCGCCCUACUAGUGCUGCACUUCCCAAAGAAUUGCUGCUUCGCUACAAGCAACACGGCCACGCCGGUCCCAUUAUCGUGGAACUUUUGAAACUCAUUUCAAAUGAGGAGAAUGAAGUCUUUUCUGAACGGGGCACACUCAUUGUCCGGAGCAAUUUACAGGAAAUACCAAAACUACCGCUACGCCUGGAGCCAGAUGCACAACAAGGCCGAACUUUGUGUCAUUUUGCAAAUGUUCAGCUUGUAAAGUUAGCUCAUUCUUACACGGACCUGCACUCCGAGGUGCUGGGCAAAAGCAAGUGCAAGCAGACGUGGAAGACCGUGGAGAAUCCAGCCAUCUGCCUUGUAUGUGAGCAAGUUUUGUGUGCUGGAACAGAGUGCUGUCGACGUCGGAGUGACGGAAUGGGUGCCUGCACACAUCACGCCAUCACUUGUGGCGCUGGUGUUGGGCUUUUCUUUCUCAUGCGGUCGUCGUCAGUGCUGUUAGUCUUUGGUCCACGGAGCUCGUACUUCGGCUCACCUUAUCUCGACAUGUUUGGUGAAGAAGACAUCAAUGUGCGCCGUGGUCGGCCGUUGUACUUGAACAUUAAGCGCAUGAAGGCACUCCAGGCGCUGUAUGCCAAUCAUCAGCUGGCGAACGAGGUCGCGCGCAAUCGGCGCACGUCUGAUCAGUACAUUCGCAAUAACUACUACUGA
Messenger RNA from Peronospora farinosa, 6375 nucleotides. NCBI's taxonomy places the organism in Eukaryota, Oomycota, Peronosporomycetes, Peronosporales, Peronosporaceae. The record is from the annotation of a GenBank genome assembly.